Messenger RNA from Diaporthe batatas, 543 nucleotides. RefSeq lists its product as uncharacterized. NCBI's taxonomy places the organism in Eukaryota, Fungi, Ascomycota, Sordariomycetes, Diaporthales, Diaporthaceae. The transcript has a single exon. The record is from RefSeq and is a predicted model, not a curated record. The coding region runs from base 1 to 543 and encodes 180 amino acids.
AUGGAUUCGGUGGGAAUCAUCAGAUCACUGGCUCUCUACGCCGGGUACAGGGCGCUGGAAGCAGAACAAAUGACCAAGAAAGCCUUUCCAACACUGCUGGUCGAAAUGGACAGAGUGAUGGACAUCCAGGUCAAUCGCCCCGAGGUACGAGGACUGCUGAAUACCGGCAGCGGAUCACAGCGUGCUUGCUUAUUAUGCAACGUUAUACACAAUGGGCGAUGUCCUUCCCAUUGGUCGAAGCUGUGCUUCGAGUUCAGCCCGCGACCAAGAAGAACGUUCUUGUCCUUUGCCACCUCUCUGCAGCUCCGCUACUUCAUACAGCACCAGAUUGGGUGUUAUGGGCCGAAAAUUGUCAACCAGGAGGCUGAUUCGCUAUUGGCCUACGUGGAAGAGGCUGGAGAUGUUGACCCCGAGCUCGUCAAGUUCCUCAAGGGGCUGUCGAGAAGGGCGGUGUUCUCCAAGGAAAGAAUCUUGCGAAUCUGGUCGAGCAAGUCCAAAAAGAGGGACGCAGUCGGCCAACGACCUAUCUCGUCAGGAGCGUAA